Miscanthus lutarioriparius is the source of this 1500-nucleotide messenger RNA. The record is from the annotation of a GenBank genome assembly. Lineage: Eukaryota; Viridiplantae; Streptophyta; Magnoliopsida; Poales; Poaceae.
AUGGAUCGCGACACGCCGGUGCCGAGGAGGAGGAGAACGGGGAGCAGACAUGCCGGGGAGCCCUCUUCGGCUGUGGCGGUGGAGACGACGAACGGGGGCAAGACAACAUGGUUGUGGGAGGCGGGCGGGAGACUAGUGGAGACCCGGUCCGUCACUGCCGAGCAGACGAGCGCGAUCAACACAGAAGAGGCGGAGGACGAGGAGUGGACAGAUGAUGCCCUCCCCCUCAUCGCGAGCAGCCGUCCUCUCCCUCAUAGAUGCCCCAUGUACCCCAGGGGUGGAAGCCGGGAAGAGAUCGCAGAGUGGCACAGGGCUACUAGAGUCGCUUAUGAGAAGGCUGCCAACGAUCCUGUCUCCAAUCCUCCUAUCUUGAGGGAGACAAAGGGGAGGGAAACGCCUUCUUCCAGUGAGGUGAUCUCCACGAGACAAAGGGAGGUGCUUUUUAGGUUAUCUAGCUCGAUUGUCAGCAUUUCCUCUACCCGGGUUGGAGAUGAUGGGGUGCCAGUAUGGGAGUUUACUGGAAUCGUCAUUGGUCCAUCCGAGUCUGAUGAGCAUGCUAGGAUACUGACUAGUUCUGAUACUGUCUGUGAUUAUGAUGGGAAACUGCUCGAUCGCAAGCUACUUGUUCGUUUGCCAAAUAAGGCAAUUAAGGAUGGAGAGAUUUUGUUUUUUGAUCCCUACUAUGGCAUUGCUGUCUUGGAGAUCUCAGUUGAUAUGCCAUUGCGAUGCCCUUCUUUUGUGUCAAGUCCAGAGUACGGAGACAAGGUAUUUGUAUUGGCGAGAGAUGAAGAUUCUUCGCUGUUGACCACGUCAGGGAGGGUCAUGUGUCACAAUGAAACUUAUGUGCACCGCAACUACUAUUUGUAUGUGAGCUGUGUGCUUCCUGAGGCUAGCACAUUUGGAUUAGUAAUUGAUCGAGAUGGAGAUGUCGCUGGAUUGGCUUUUUUUGUUGGUUGGUCAAAAACUGCCGUUCUUCCGAGCUUUAUUAUCAGAACAUUGGUUGAAAUGGAAAGGAACUUCAGUUGUAUUGCUCGUCCAGAACAUGGUUUGUGUCUGAGAGCGGUGCAGUUUCUGGACAUGCAUAAGAGGGAAGAAAUCUUGUAUCAACACAAUAUUGAUAGCGGUUACAUCGUCGAUGAGGUAGCAAUCAACUCCACUGCAGAAAUCAUUGGGAUUAGGCGUGGGGAUGUGAUUGUUUCAGUUAACGGGGUGUGCUCUCAGACUAUGCCAGAGUUGGAGGAGUAUUUGCUUUCUCUUGGCUGGAAGUUUCUGGAGAGGAAAAUUAAAUCAUCCAAGAUUGUUCUGAAGUUAAAGGUUUAUGACCCCCUCAAGUGCCAGGAGUACACUCUAAGCCUGCCUCUGGGAUUUUCUUGCCUUACAGCAGUAAAGGAGAGAGUGAAGGUGCAAGUAACUGAGAAGACAUCACCUGGCAUCAAGCGCAAGAAAACUACUCCUGUGCCGAUGCCAUCUGGAAGGGUCUUACGCCCUCGUAAGAAGUGA